AUGCCAGCAACACUGCAUCUACUGCAGACAAUAGCAAAAGGUUGGAUGGGGACAUCACGUAACCCUCCGUCGUGGACACUAGGUUACUACCGCCCGACUCGCCGCCCCCGGAGCAGCAGUCUUCGUCGCCCGAAACAACGCCACCCCUCGGAGGCCCGCGGGUGCCAGGGGACCUCGGCAAAACAGAGCCUGCCCAGGUAUUCUGAGUCACCUGAGUCUGCUGGAGGUUCAGGUGAGGAGUCGGACAACUCAGCGACAGCAACCGAGUCGAGUGAAGGAGCUUCAGGAGAAGACUGCUGCUCUGAGGAGACAGAAAGAGCAGCUCGAAGCAGAGAUACAGACACACACAACAUAUAUGACUUUACAUCUUUCAAAGAGUCCUCUCCUGCUGAUGUUCAGGAUCUCCUGACUCUGAGGGCGUCUCUGGACAAACGGCAUGAUGACGAUGAAGAAGAUGAGGAAGAAAUGGAGGAAGACUCUGAGAACUCAGAUGUUUUGCGACUGAUGGCUCGGCACACUCAGAAAGACCUUCUGAACGCUCACACCAUCGGUGGGUACGACUUCACAAAGACUCGUCGGGGAAAAGGACUUUGUGUCUCGAUAGCGACGGCGUUUGAAGGCGUUUAUUUGGAGACGUUCAGUCUGGAGUUUGACGUGAAGCCGGCACUGAGACUCGUCCGUCACGACGUCCCGCCCUUCAUCCCGCUGACCCUCCUCAUCGAGCAGAGCCGGAUUCAAACCGACAUCCGGACGCUGCUGGACCCCCUGAGCCGCCAACUGAACGCCUUCACAGCGAGGAAGAGGCAGCUGCAGCUCCUCAAGAGGCUUCAUGAGACUGUGAAGGUGAUGGAGAGUAACGUCCUGUGUUCGUUAAUCGUCCUGUGUUCGUUAAUGGUCCUGAUGUUCGAGCUUCCUGUGGAGAAGAAGGUCGUUCUCUGCUCGCUCCAUUACUGCGACACCAGCCGGAGUCUCCCAACACGCGUCUCCUUCCAGUGUGACGAUAAGGCUCUUCCUGAUUUUCCGGAGUGGAAGAAGACCCUCCUGGAGACCCCGCUGCACAAAGCUCUGAGCACCAUGAGGAACAUGGGAAACAUCCUGUAGUUUAAUCAGAGACAUAAUGAACAUUUCCACAUUUAAAAUGCACAGUUCUGGUUUUUAGAAGUGAGGGAUAUUAGCAGAAAACAGCAGCUAAGUUAUAUGACUCCUGUGGACGAGCUGCAGUCACAUAAAACACGUUUAUAUUUAAACUUUAUUUAGAAUAUUUCCCCUCUUGACCUUGUUGUUAUCUAUGCUUUUUUUUAAAGAUACCAGGCUCCAUAGAAAUCUCAUAAUAUCAGAACUUUGUUGUUGAAAUACCAGAACUAUUUUCUGUUUUGUACAAUGAUUGUUUAAAUUGUAACUGCAACAACCU
This is a messenger RNA of Trematomus bernacchii (emerald rockcod), 1411 nucleotides long. RefSeq names its product centromere protein O-like. NCBI's taxonomy places the organism in Eukaryota, Metazoa, Chordata, Actinopteri, Perciformes, Nototheniidae. The transcript is spliced from 6 exons. Gene Ontology annotation, cellular component: kinetochore; Mis6-Sim4 complex. The record is from RefSeq and is a predicted model, not a curated record. The coding region runs from base 1 to 1101 and encodes 366 amino acids.